AUGGCGGAGUCGCGAAGCACGCCCAACAUCAGGCAGCGUGCAUCAUCGCCAAAGCCACGUGCACAACCAUCUACCAGGCCGCACGAUGACGCCAAGAAGGUGUCGGACAGUGGGAAGGAACCUGCUGCAGCUGCUGGUGGUGGAUUCCUCGAGGGUGUCGUAUUGACACGCACAGUGCAAGGGAUCCUGCUGUUAGGGACCCGCCUUGUGCAGCAGUCCAUGCGCAAUGCUUUAUCUCCUCUGCUUGUGUUUAUGGCGGCAGAGAUGGACAUAACAACAUCGCAGAAGGGAAAUUUGUUAUCGGCCAUAGCCGCCGGAUACUUCUUCACGCAGGUUCCAGGCGCCGUGCUAGCUGAUUGGCUUGGAGCCAAAAACGUCAUGACGACAGCUAUGAUGUUGAGUGCUCUAUGUUGCUUGAUGCUUCCUGUGGCUGUGGAUGCCCUUGGCUUGUCCGGGUUGUGGUGCGUGAUGGCCGUGAUGGGCGCCGUGCAGGGCCCCCUGUUCCCAACGAGCACGGUGUAUCUCAGCAAGUGGAUGCCGAAAGCAGUGCCCGGGGGAAGUGACGAGAAGGCUUGGGGCACGAGCAUGCUGGACAUUGGAAUUUCUCUAGGAGCGCUGUUUGUCAUUCCUGUGGCAAAUAGUUUGGCAGCUGCGUUUGGAUGGCGCCUUGCGUACCAAGGCAUUGGUGCUGCUAGCCUGGGAUUUGUCGGACUUUGGCAGGUUCUUGCUGCAGAAGAGCCGGCCAGGUGCUUCUACAUCUCCAAAAAAGAGUUGGCUUUCCUGGAGGCAAAUGUUCCGAAGCGGGAGAAGAAGCCUAGCCAAGGCCAGCAGCCAGAUCAAGACGGACCAGGGCUUCUGGGCAUGCCUCUGGCUGUGGGGCUGCAUCAAAGCCUUUGGGCUGUGUUCUUUGCCCACAUUGCUUUCAACUACGGCGCGUACUACCUGACCAACUGGAGCCCGACCUACUACAGUGAAGUCCUCAAGCUGACACCAGAGCAGGCAAAGUACCACCUCAUGCUGCCACAUGUGACAAACCUGGUCUGCAAAUCAGUGAAUCCUUUGCUCGUGAGGCUCGUUGAGAGGAAAGGUAUCAGCCUGCUGUCAAUGCGACGCCUUUUCACUGCAUCUGGGUUCUUGCUGGCCGCUCUUUGCUUGCUGCCUGUAUACCGCUUGCGUGGUCACAACCCGUGGGUCAGCACCGCACUCUGCAGUGCUGCAAACGCCUUUUUCGGCCUAGCCCCAUGCGGGUUCAAGGCGAACUAUCUGGACAUCACCGAAAAGUACGUUGGGGUCAUCAGCGGAUAUGGCAAUACUCUUGGAACCGUUGCGUCUUGGGUUGGGCCACAAUUCGUUGCUUUCUUACUUCACAAUUUUCAAAGUUGGGACGUAGUCCUGCUCUCUGUUGCGCUUGUGAACAUCGCGGCUGCCAUGAAUUAUGUUCGAUCCUCAACGAUAAUGCCGUUGGAGCGGUCGCUGCAAAAACCGGAGAAGACCGCAGCAGAGCCGAAGACCGAAUGA
Symbiodinium sp. CCMP2456 is the source of this 1518-nucleotide messenger RNA. The record is from the annotation of a GenBank genome assembly. Lineage: Eukaryota; Dinophyceae; Suessiales; Symbiodiniaceae.